AUGAUGAGAAUCUCAACUGUCGUCUCUCGAUGGGGAAGCAGGAGCCGUCUGUUGCAUCCAUCGGCCGUCGCAACGUGGCGGCAACCAAUCCAACCAAGACUAUUGGAAAACAAGGUGUGGACAGCAUCGCUAUCUUCCAUGGCUCAUCCACAAAAGCAGCGUGGAGCUUUCAGUCAUGACAACACUAUUGAGAUGGUUCCCCGAUCAUUGCUUGCGAAAAGGCAUCAAGAAGCAUUGAAGAGCUCCUUUCAACGAUUUGGAUACCAAAUGGCCAAUGUCAAUCCCAUUCGCCCGGAUGGCUUGUUGUCGGUUCGGUCUGCCGUCGAACGGUGCAUUCCAAAGUCCAUGGUGACCGUCCUCGACGUGCUGACGGAUAUUCGAUGUUAUCAGUGCAACGAUCCAGAUUUUGCCAAGGCAUUGUCGGAACAUGUUGCCAUCCACAAGGACGACGCUGCUUGUGUCGCAGAGCUGGUGCAUUCCUAUUGUGGACACAUUGGGUACGAGUUUGAGCAUUGCAGUACCGAGGCUGAGAGGGCAUUCUUUGUGGCCAUUAUAGAAGAUCCGAAUAGUGCUUUGCAACAGUUUGAUGACGCUUGGAUCUUUGAACAGUUGUAUCGAGCCGAACUAUUUGAACAGCUAUUGCACGAGCGCUAUUCCAAUGCUCGAACGUUUGGUAUUGAAGGCAUGGAAUCUGCAGUCUUGGCCAUCAACACCCUCGUGGAAACUUUUGCCAACACUGCUGCAGAGGAACGGUGCAAGGUUUUGCUAGGGACCACCCAUCGCGGGAGAAUCAACUUUUUGGCAAACUGCCUCCACACGAAUUGGUCCACGCUGAUAUCCGAGUGGGAUCCGACUUCUGGACCUACAUAUGACGAUAUCUGCUUGGGUUCAUCAUCGUCUAACAAUGGGCUGAUAGAGCUGCUGCCCAUUCCGGCUCACCUCGAGGCGAUGGUACCAGGAUUGCAGGGAAAAGCCCGUGCCCACGCGGAAGAGCUGGCUCGAAACCUAGACGACGAAACCAAAAAGGGAGCUCACCACACACAAUCCCCUCUAGCGACUCAUUUGGUCCUUCCGCUAUCACUGCAUGGCGACGCCAGCUUUUGUGGAGAGGGAAUCAUACAGGAGACCCUUCAAUUGAGCACCUGCAAGCAUUACGAAUGCGGCGGAACCAUUCACAUGAUUCUAAACAAUCAAGUGGGAUACACCACAGAGCUAUCCGAGACAAAGAGUGAGCGCUUCCUACACACUCAGUCAAGUGACGUUGCCAAGUCCAUCAAUGCCCCCAUACUUCACGUCAACGCAAACCGACCAAGAGCAGUGGUUCGUGCUUGUCAGAUUGCGUUGUUGUACCGUCAAACUUUUGGGGCAGAUAUCUUGAUUGAUUUGGUCGGAUGGAGGAAGCAUGGGCACAAUGAAUUGGAUGAUCCAACCAUGACAAACGUAGAUUUGUACAAGACUGUGAAGAAGAUGGAAUCUGUUACCGAAAAGUUCAUGGAUGAGCUAGCCCAUCCUGCAUCUUUGGCGUUAGCAAAGAUAGACGGCGUAAAGGAAGAGGUAGACCAAAUCUAUCAAGCUGCAAAAGGAAUCAAGCGCCAAGAAGCCGGAGACUUGCCCCAUGAACAAAAAACGGGGAGCGGAGGAAGCAGUGCUUGGUCUAACAUCAAGGCAAGGCCUUCUGACACGAGCCUGCCCGAGGCGCAGUUCAAAGAGGCGUUGGCACCAUUGACAACUGUCCCUGACGAGUUCCAGCUGCACCCAAUAGUGAAGCGAGUGGUCGAUGCUCGGAAGAAGAUCCUGGCAAUGCCUCCGGAGACCAGGAUCGACUGGGCAACAGCAGAGCUUCUGGCACUAUCAAGCCUGGCCACAGAAGGUGUUCCUGUUCGACUGACAGGAGAAGACACGGAGCGUGGAACAUUUGCGCAGCGGCAUGCUGUGUGGCAUGACAUGGCAAAACAAGGACAUGAGCAUCAUGCCGUUCCACCUCUUUUGGAGAUUGCCAACAGCCCUCUUUCGGAGCUCAGCGUUGUAGGUUUCGAGUUUGGCUGGUCUCUCUGUAACCCGAACUCACUGUGCCUAUGGGAAGCACAAUUUGGAGACUUUUCAGAUGAAGCACAGGUAAUCUUUGAUACUUUGAUAUCCAGUUCGGCCUCCAAGUGGAAUGAAGAAUCAAAUCUAGUGUUGCUGUUGCCUCAUGGCUACGAUGGGAUGGGGCCUGAUCAUUCGAGCUGUCGACCUGAGCGAUGGCUGCAAAUGUUCGCUUCGUCAUGGUCCGAGGCGGAUUCCCCACCAACGGGGGACCCAGACCCAGUAGAAGCAUUCAAGCCUGCAACUUUAUUGUGGCUUGCCCAACCGAUUCCUCCAAUUACUUUCAUUUGCUGCGCCGCCAGCUAG
Seminavis robusta is the source of this 2391-nucleotide messenger RNA. Lineage: Eukaryota; Bacillariophyta; Bacillariophyceae; Naviculales; Naviculaceae. The record is from the annotation of a GenBank genome assembly.